Messenger RNA from Exaiptasia diaphana, 1020 nucleotides. Its product is annotated as histone H2B. Gene Ontology annotation, cellular component: nucleosome. The coding region runs from base 39 to 707 and encodes 222 amino acids. The record is from RefSeq and is a predicted model, not a curated record. Lineage: Eukaryota; Metazoa; Cnidaria; Anthozoa; Actiniaria; Aiptasiidae. The transcript has 3 exons. Gene Ontology annotation, molecular function: protein heterodimerization activity; structural constituent of chromatin; DNA binding.
GUGAAGUAUCAUUCUACUUUAGAAAGAAACCUGUAAACAUGACUGGAAGAGGUAAAGGAGGAAAAGGUCUAGGAAAAGGAGGCGCCAAGCGUCAUCGUAAGAUCCUUCGGGAUAACAUCCAGGGAAUUACCAAGCCCGCCAUCCGUCGUCUUGCUCGUCGUGGUGGAGUCAAGCGUAUUUCUGGCUUGAUCUACGAAGAGACCCGAGGCGUCCUUAAAGUUUUCCUUGAGAACGUGAUCCGUGAUGCUGUCACCUACACCGAGCACGCCAAGAGAAAGACCGUCACUGCCAUGGAUGUCGUCUACGCUUUGAAACGCCAAGGACGUACUCUCAAAAUGCCGCCAAAACCCGCUGGAGGAAAGAAAGGUGAAAAGAAAGCCGGYAARAAGGCCGCGCUUGGUGACAAGAAGAAGAGGUCACGAAGAAGAAAGGAAACCUACUCCAUCUACAUCUACAAAGUCAUGAAACAAGUCCAUCCCGACACUGGUAUCUCAAGCAAAGCCAUGUCCAUCAUGAACUCCUUUGUUCAGGAUGUCUUCGAGCGCAUCGCUGGUGAAGCUUCCCGCCUCGCUCACUACAACAAGAAGUCAACSAUCACAUCUCGUGAGAUCCAGACCGCUGUUCGUCUUCUUCUUCCCGGUGAAUUAGCCAAGCACGCCGUCAGUGAAGGCACCAAGGCYGUCACCAAGUACACCAGCAGCAAGUAAACAGUUUWCUGUUUGCUUACAAAACAACGGCUCUUUUAGGAGCCACCACAUGAAUCGAAAGAUCAUGACCAAAUGUUUUCUCAAAUCAUGUUUUUAUUACGGUAACAAAGUACAUAAUUUCGGUUAAUUACAACACUAUGGCGAAGUAAGCAGCUUCAUUUUUGCGCCAAAACAUUGUCCUAUGUACUUAAUAACGGCUUUCUAUUUUGUUAUUCGCAGUAUGUUAUUUCAUUAAACACACAUGCUUGGAACUUGACUACUGAACUUUACCCUUUUAUAUGAACUGUUGAUGCAUAUUAUUUCCAUGUGCUUG